CCCAACAACAGAUUUUCACAUCUCUCUUUCUUUCUUUUUUUUCUUGAAGGAAAGAAGAAGAAAGAAUAAGAUCUCCAAAUCCAAGUAACUACUUUCUCCACCUACAUUCAAUUGUUUUUCUCCUUAAUCACUCUAAUACACAUUUACUUGAGCUAAAAGUAAUAGACUCUAUAUCAACCAUGUGCAGGUUGUUAACACAAGAAGUAAACAUGGUUCAUCUUGGGUUCUUAGUUAUGGUUAUGGUAGGAGUAAUGGCUUCUUCUGUGAGCGGCUACGGUGGCGGUGGCGGUUGGAUCAACGCUCACGCCACUUUCUACGGUGGAGGCGAUGCUUCCGGCACAAUGGGUGGUGCUUGUGGAUAUGGUAAUCUAUAUAGCCAAGGCUACGGGACAAGCACGGCGGCUUUGAGCACGGCUCUGUUCAACAAUGGACUUAGUUGUGGUUCUUGCUUUGAGAUAAGAUGUGAAAACGAUGGUAAAUGGUGUUUACCUGGCUCAAUCGUUGUAACCGCUACAAACUUCUGUCCGCCAAACAACGCGUUAGCGAACAAUAAUGGCGGUUGGUGUAAUCCUCCUCUUGAACACUUUGACCUUGCUCAGCCUGUUUUUCAACGCAUUGCUCAGUACAGAGCUGGAAUCGUCCCUGUUUCCUAUAGAAGGGUACCAUGCAGGAGAAGAGGAGGAAUAAGAUUCACGAUAAACGGCCACUCAUACUUCAACCUUGUGCUGAUCACAAACGUCGGUGGUGCCGGAGAUGUUCACUCGGCGGCGAUCAAGGGUUCAAGAACAGGUUGGCAAGCCAUGUCAAGGAACUGGGGACAAAAUUGGCAAAGCAACUCUUACCUCAACGGUCAAGCACUUUCCUUUAAGGUCACCACCAGCGACGGCCGCACUGUUGUAUCCUACAACGCCGCUCCUGCUGGCUGGUCAUACGGCCAGACUUUUGCCGGUGGACAGUUCCGCUAAAAAGGGCAAUAUGGUCAUUCUCUCUUCCAUUUAUCUAAAGUAAACUCAUUUGUGUGGU
This is a messenger RNA of Arabidopsis arenosa, 1023 nucleotides long. NCBI's taxonomy places the organism in Eukaryota, Viridiplantae, Streptophyta, Magnoliopsida, Brassicales, Brassicaceae. The record is from the annotation of a GenBank genome assembly.